GUUGGUCGUCAUCUUCAUUCGGAAUUGGGGCACCAUGGAGAUCGUGUACGAGUAUGUGAAGAAGCGCUCAGAGUUUGGCCGUCCGUGUAACUUCUCUGAUCGGCCAGCAGAUCUGCACUUGGACAUCCAGCCUGAUGCAGAGCUGGCAGCCUGCUUUUUCGCGCUGGACUCGCGUGAUGUAGGCAUGCAGUGUGCAGCAGACAUGUCUGAGCACGAGGUGAACACAGAACGUAUUGAGUCAGAGUCACGCGGGAUAAACCAUGUGGAGGGGGGCUGGCCGAACAACGUGAACCCUCAGGAAAUAGAGCACACGAUGCGCUUCCGGAAGAAGGUGGAGAAGGAUGAAAACUACAUCAAAGCCAUCCUAAAGUUGGGCACUCAAAUGGAAUAUUCCAUCAAGCAGAACAACACCAUUGACAUAUAUGAGGAGUAUUUUGAGGAAGAACAGGUGGAGGAGGAGGAGAUGACGGAUGCCAAGGAGCAGCCAGCUGCCAAGACCAUCAAUGUGUUCAGAGAUCCCAAUGAGGUGAAGCGCACAGCCAGCAGUCUCUCUUGGCACCCUGAUGGCAACCAUAAGCUAGCCGUGGGCUACUCCUGCCUGGAAUUCCAACGAGCAGCAAAGGGCAUGAGUUUUGAUUCCUACAUAUGGGAUAUCGAGAAUCGCAACCAGCCAGAGUUGACCCUGAAGCCGGUGUCUCCCCUCGUGAGCCUGGAGUACAACCCUAAGGACUCCCACAUCCUGCUAGGUGGCAGCUACAACGGCCAGAUAGCCUACUGGGACACCCGUAAGGGGGGUCAGCCUGUGGAGAUGUCAGCCAUUGAGCACAGCCACAGAGACCCCGUGUACAAGGUGAUAUGGUUGCAGUCCAAGACUGGUACAGAUGCCUUCUCCACCUCCACUGACGGACAGGUGCUGUGGUGGGAUAUCCGAAACAUGAAAGAGCCUACGGAGAGGCUGGUGCUGGAUCCCAGCAAGAAGGAAAACCUAGAAAAUGCCCUGACAGCUGUCUCUCUGGAGUUUGAGACCACAAUGCCCACAAAAUUCAUGGUUGGGACAGAGCAGGGACUGGUGGUUGCCUGUAACCGCAAAGCCAAGACCCCUGCAGAGAAAAUUGUCUGCACCUACAGUGGCCAUCGUGGCCCUAUCUACGCCCUGCAGAGGAACCCUUUCUUCCCCAAGUAUUUCCUGACUGUAGCGGAUUGGACGGCACGCAUCUGGUCCGAGGACAUUAGAGAGUCGUCCAUCAUGUCGACUACGUUUGACAUGGCCUACCUGAUGGAUGGCUGCUGGAGUCCCGUUAGACCCUCAGUUUUCUUCACAGUUAAGAUGGACGGAACGGUGGAUGUAUGGGACUUUCUCUUCAAGCAGAACAAUCCCACACUCAGUCUGAAAGUUUGUGAUGAAGCCCUGUGCAGUGUGCGGGUCCAGAGCAAUGGGCGGUUGUUGGCCUGUGGCUCCCAGCUGGGCACAGCCACUCUGCUGGAGAUCUCCCCAGGCCUGUAUACCAUGCAACGCAAUGAGAGGGCCCUGGCCAAUGAGAUGUUUGAGCGAGAGACCAGGCGGGAAAAGAUCCUGGAGGCGCGGCUCCGGGAAAUACGACUGAAAGAGCGCAGCCGUUUAGAGCAGGUCAAGGAAGAAGAAGUCCAAGAUGCUGAAGGGGAGGAGAGCCCAGAGGAGCUGAUUGCCCGUGCCGAAAAGGAGUUCUUCCAGAUUGUGGAGGCUGAGAUCAUGAAAUGGAAGAAAGAAGUAGAGAAAGAAAAGGAGAAGAAAGUCUCUGAGCAGAAAAAGUGCUGA
This is a messenger RNA of Scleropages formosus (Asian bonytongue), 1795 nucleotides long. Its product is annotated as dynein intermediate chain 2, axonemal-like. Gene Ontology annotation, biological process: cilium movement; outer dynein arm assembly. The record is from RefSeq and is a predicted model, not a curated record. Gene Ontology annotation, cellular component: outer dynein arm. The transcript has 13 exons. Gene Ontology annotation, molecular function: dynein heavy chain binding; dynein light chain binding. Lineage: Eukaryota; Metazoa; Chordata; Actinopteri; Osteoglossiformes; Osteoglossidae. Bases 35 to 1795 code for a protein of 586 amino acids.